Messenger RNA from Anoplopoma fimbria (sablefish), 2324 nucleotides. It is a transcript of the gene smu1a, whose product is annotated as SMU1 DNA replication regulator and spliceosomal factor a. The coding region runs from base 108 to 1649 and encodes 513 amino acids. The transcript has 12 exons. Lineage: Eukaryota; Metazoa; Chordata; Actinopteri; Perciformes; Anoplopomatidae. Gene Ontology annotation, cellular component: precatalytic spliceosome. Gene Ontology annotation, molecular function: protein binding. Gene Ontology annotation, biological process: mRNA splicing, via spliceosome. The record is from RefSeq and is a predicted model, not a curated record.
CCGCCCACGUCUUACGCGAUGACGUCACUACUGCGCGCCUCGUCCAGCCGCUCCUGCAGACUCCGCUCAGCGUGUUGUGUUUCUUUCUGUUUUGGAGAUAAAUAAUCAUGUCUCUGGAGGUGGAAUCCGCAGACGUCAUCCGUCUGAUCAUGCAGUACCUGAAGGAGAACAACCUGCAGAGGACCCUGGUGACCCUGCAGGAGGAGACCACCGUGUCCCUGAACACCGUGGACAGCAUAGAGAGCUUCGUGGCCGACAUCAACAGCGGCCACUGGGACACCGUGCUGCAGGCCAUCCAGUCCCUGAAGCUGCCCGACAAGACCCUGAUAGACCUGUACGAGCAGGUGGUGUUGGAGCUGAUCGAGCUGAGAGAGUUGGGUGCAGCCCGUUCCCUCCUGAGGCAGACCGACCCCAUGAUCAUGCUGAAACAGACCCAGCCGGAGAGGUACAUCCACCUGGAGAACCUGCUGGCUCGCUCCUACUUCGAUCCCAGAGAGGCGUACCCGGACGGCAGCAGUAAGGAGAAGCGCCGGGCGGCCAUCGCUCAGGCUCUGGCGGGGGAGGUCAGCGUGGUGCCGCCCUCUCGUCUCAUGGCUCUGCUGGGACAGUCUCUGAAGUGGCAGCAGCAUCAGGGUCUCCUUCCUCCUGGUAUGACCAUCGAUUUGUUCAGGGGUAAAGCUGCCGUUAAAGAUGUGGAGGAGGAGCGCUUCCCCACCCAGCUCAGCAGACACAUCAAGUUUGGACAGAAAUCUCACGUGGAGUGCGCCCGAUUCUCCCCCGAUGGUCAGUACCUGGUCACCGGCUCCGUGGACGGCUUCAUCGAGGUCUGGAACUUCACCACCGGCAAAAUCAGAAAGGAUCUGAAGUACCAGGCUCAGGAUAACUUCAUGAUGAUGGACGACGCCGUGUUGUGUAUGGGCUUCAGUCGAGACACGGAGAUGUUGGCCACCGGCGCUCAGGAUGGAAAGAUCAAGGUGUGGAAGAUCCAGAGCGGUCAGUGUCUGAGGAGGUUUGAGCGCGCUCACAGUAAAGGAGUCACGUGCGUCAGUUUCUGUAAAGACAGCAGCCAGCUCCUCAGCGCCUCCUUCGACCAGAUAAUCAGAGUCCACGGACUGAAGUCAGGUAAAACUCUGAAGGAGUUCCGAGGCCACACCUCCUUUGUGAACGAAGCCACGUUCACUCCAGACGGACACCACGUCAUCAGCGCCUCAUCGGACGGGACAGUGAAGAUGUGGAACAUGAAGACCACUGAGUGCUCCAACACCUUCAAGCCUCUGGGCACGUCGGCCGGCACCGACAUCACCGUCAACAACGUCAUCCAGCUGCCCAAGAACCCCGAGCACUUUGUGGUGUGCAACCGCUCCAACACCGUGGUCAUCAUGAACAUGCAGGGACAGAUCGUGAGGAGUUUCAGCUCCGGUAAAAGGGAAGGAGGUGACUUUGUGUGCUGCACCCUGUCACCCCGCGGAGAGUGGAUCUACUGCGUGGGAGAAGACUUUGUGCUCUACUGCUUCAGCACCGUCACCGGCAAGCUGGAGAGAACGCUGACGAUCCACGAGAAGGACGUGAUCGGCAUCGCCCACCACCCCCACCAGAACCUCAUCGGCACCUACAGCGAGGACGGUCUGCUGAAGCUCUGGAAGCCUUGAGGUGUUUGAGCCCAAACUGAGACGUUCUCGCUCUGGACAUCGCUCUGCCCGCUCUGUCUGUGUGUUUUUAAAAACACUGGAGGAAUCAUUCUCUUUCACUGUGAACUCGUAUACAUGUUGACGAUCCCAGCAGCACACCUUAGUACAGGUGAAUCUUCUUUUUUUUUUUUUUUUUUUUAUAUAUAUAUACCAUUGAAGCCGUACAGAUGAAUUAUUUUCAACCAGUGAAAAAGCUUCAACUUCACAGAGGAACGGCGUGGUGAUGUUCGGGGUGAGGAGUGUAGAUACUAGGCUCCGUUUUGUUUUGAAAAUUCCACUUUUUUGUAAAUAUAUUUUCUAUUUGCAUUUUUGUUUUUUCUCCAAGAAGACCUGGUUAAAUAGUGUUUUUUUUUUGUUUGUGUCUUUUUUUUCGUCCCCUCUUUUUAAAUUUCAACUAGCAUUGAAUGGCAUUUCUCCAAAUGUUUUUAUAUAUAUUUUGUAUCCUGAGUGAUUUAGUUCUGUAAACGUUGAGAACCAAAUAAUACAUUCAAUUUAAUAGCAAAGUCAUUGUAAUACAUUGUUCCCACAUUGAGUACAUGCAUUUGGAAUGAGACUUAAUAUUUCAAUAUUCUACAACAUGCUGGAUGUACAAAUGUCCCAUUAAUAUAAUCGUCUGUGCCAUUAAAGCUAUUUAAC